Messenger RNA from Amphibalanus amphitrite, 559 nucleotides. RefSeq names its product nucleoporin nup189-like. Bases 69 to 395 code for a protein of 108 amino acids. The transcript is spliced from 3 exons. The record is from RefSeq and is a predicted model, not a curated record. NCBI's taxonomy places the organism in Eukaryota, Metazoa, Arthropoda, Thecostraca, Balanomorpha, Balanidae.
UCGGUCAGGCAUCACUCAGCAAGUAACUUCAGCAGAGUUGAGGAGCAUCCCAACCAAGGUCCGCAGUCAUGAAGGUCGCCGUGGUCGUCUUCUGUCUGGCUCUGGUCGCCACCGCCAGUGCUCAGAGCUUCGGUAACCGCCGGUUCCUGCGGCGUCCGGUCGGAGGAGCCACCGGGUUCGGCAACGCCGGCUCCACUCAGGGACAGAGCUCUAGCCCCUUCGGCGGCACUAGCCAGAUCCAGAACAGCUUUGCGAAUGCUGGGGGCUCUGCAUUCGGGGGUGGCGUUUCCCUCAACAGCGCCAACAGCAACGUGGGACAGAGCACUGGUCUGUUCGGAAGCAAUCAGUUCGCCAACAACCAGGCCACCAGCAACCAGUUCGGCUUCGGACGAUAACUGGGCCAUUUCUUUGACUACUUUACUCGUUUCCGAAUGUCAUGUGUCACUUCAGAUCGGGUGCCAGUGAGCCGAGUGUGUUUUGUCUUCUUGUUGUCCCUAUAUUGUCAUCCUUGCCUAAAAUCUAGGCUGUAAUGCGUAAUAAAAUGUGAACACGCUCAAAA